CUCCCUGGCUGGAACAACACGCAUCAGCCUCCGCUCCGGCGGUGUACGAAGCCUUCAACUGCACUUCGUGGCCCCCGAUGCCCAAAAGCCAGCCAGCCAGCCUGUCCAGCCGCGACUCGACACACACCGCGGCGCCAGCCCGCCACCCACAUAUACACGCCCAGACGCGCGUCCUACGACUUCCUCCCCAACUCCUCCCCAGAGCGCCAAGAAGAGAUCUGGAGAAGGGAGAAGCGGAAGGCCAUUGCUAGCUAGCUCCCCGCCGUCUCCUCCCUCCUCGCUUGGUGUCGCCAUGGCCACCAUCCUGGAGAACAUCCAGAAGGCGCGGUUCCUGCCGACGAGGCCGCUGCGGGACGACCUGCCCACCUUCCAGGGCGGCGGGGGCGGCAAGGGGGAGGAGAGCCACCUCAUGGGCCUGCGGAAGCGCCUCUCCAGCUUCUCCGGCAAGAUCCAGCCCAUCUCCUCCGCGUCCGCCGAGUGGGCGUUCCGGCGCACCCGGUCGGCGCCGUCGCUGGCCGCCGAGUUCGCCGGCGGCCCGCUCAAGCGCUGGUGGGACUGGGGCCUCGGCUGGCUGCUCUCCAAGAAGCUCGGCUUCGCCGGCGACCUGGAGAUGAACGAGGAGGAGGCCGCCGCGCUCGGCCGCCAAAGCCGGGGCACCUGGGCCCACGUCCUCUACAAGGUGCGCUCCGGGGUCCGCCGCCUCGUCGCGUCCGACCACUCGCUGCCCACCUCGCAGCGCCUCAGGGGCGCCUCGCUGCCCCCGUCCUCCUCCGCGCGCCAGCACUGCAAGCCCGCGCCGCAGUUCGCAUACACCCAGAGCUUCCAGUACGGCCAGGCAAUGGCGCACUAAGCUACAUAUCUUGUGUUCUUUGGUUGGAACAAGACCAGGAUCUGGCGGUGUCGUCCGCGGGAUCCACAUAGAUACGACGGGAAAAAGGAGAAGAUUCAGGUCUCAGGUGGGUGAGAUCGACGGGGAAGAAGAAGAUGCAACACAAUUAUAUCUGGGAAUAUAGAAUUGUACUACGUAGUAGUUUACCGUGCUGCUUUCUUUUCUUUUUUGUGGGUAGAUCUGAUGUCUCUACGUAUGAUAGAUACCGAGUGAGUGUAUGGUGGUGGUUCUUUCCAUUCUUUUGGGUUCGUGGGUGCCAUGUAAAUGUUGGUGGAUCGAUUCCUUAUGUUUUUGCCUCCUGCGGUAAAUAAAAGCUAAUGCAGAUUCGUGAUUCGUCUUGAUAA
Molecule: messenger RNA, 1233 nt
Organism: Triticum dicoccoides
Lineage: Eukaryota; Viridiplantae; Streptophyta; Magnoliopsida; Poales; Poaceae
Exons: 1
Coding region: 293-850 (185 amino acids)
Source: RefSeq, a predicted model, not a curated record